Molecule: messenger RNA, 298 nt
Organism: Trichoderma harzianum CBS 226.95
Lineage: Eukaryota; Fungi; Ascomycota; Sordariomycetes; Hypocreales; Hypocreaceae
Exons: 1
Coding region: 48-266 (72 amino acids)
Source: RefSeq, a predicted model, not a curated record
CAUGCCUACUACCUCGUACUUCCUUGGAUACCUACCUAGUACGAUUAAUGGGAUUUGCUAGCCAGCGCACCGAGUUGGCUAGGUACCUGCAUAUACCAAGCAUUCUAACGACUACUACAUGUACUCUCCUACUAUUACUUCAAGGCGAGGGAAAAGCCCCUCCUAUUAUUGAUGGCAACUCUCUUUUUGGUGACCGCUGUGAUGAUUGGGUCCUUGAAGAUGAAAAGGAGAAGAGCGCUCUUGCCUGUCAGAUAGUCUUCAUAUAGAAAGUCGCCCUCAUCUUGGCCCUCAUUUUCCG